GAGAGUUGGGGGAGAACCUCACUGAGCACGGGCAGCUGUGGCCUUCACCAUGGCUGCAUCGAGGGCACUUCUGACGCUGGAAAACUUCAUAGGUGGAAAAUUUUUACCUUGUAACUCAUACCUAGACUCCUACGAUCCCUCUACAGGAGAGGUGUACUGCAGAGUGCCAGACAGCGGAAAAGAAGAGAUCGAAGCCGCGGUGGAAGCAGCCAGAGCAGCUUUUCCAGGCUGGUCGUCCCGGAGCCCCCAGGAGCGCUCACAGGUGCUGCACCGGCUGGCGGAUUUGCUGGAACAGUCCCUGGAGGAGCUGGCUCAGGCUGAAUCGAAGGACCAAGGGAAAACCAUUACACUGGCAAAAACCAUGGACAUUCCCAGGUCUGUACAGAACUUCCGGUUCUUUGCCUCCUCCAUCCUGCACCACACGUCGGAGUGCACGCAGAUGGACCACCUGGGCUGUCUGCACUACACAGUGCGGGCCCCCGUGGGCAUUGCGGGUCUGAUCAGUCCCUGGAAUUUGCCACUCUACUUGCUGACCUGGAAGAUCGCUCCGGCGAUCGCUGCUGGCAACACUGUGAUAGCCAAGCCCAGCGAGCUGACUUCAGUGACCACGUGGAUGAUGUGUAGACUCCUGGAGAAAGCAGGUGUUCCAGCAGGCGUGGUCAACAUUGUGUUUGGAACAGGGCCCCAGGUGGGUGAAGCCUUGGUGUCCCAUCCGGAGGUGCCCCUCAUCUCCUUCACGGGGAGCCAGCCCACAGCUGAGCGCAUCAUGCAGCUGAGUGCUCCCCACUGCAAGAAGCUCUCGCUGGAGCUGGGGGGCAAGAAUCCUGCCCUCAUCUUUGAAGACGCCAACCUGGAAGAGUGCAUUCCCACCACCGUCAGGUCCAGCUUUGCCAACCAGGGAGAAAUCUGUCUCUGCACCAGCAGGAUCUUUGUCCAGAAGAGCAUCUAUAAUGAAUUUUUAAAGAGGUUUGUGGAAGCUACCAGAAUGUGGAAAGUUGGCGUUCCCUCCGACCCAUCGGCCAACAUGGGCGCUCUGAUCAGUAAAGCUCAUUUGGAGAAAGUAAAAGGCUACAUUGUCCAGUUUUUUUCUUCAGGGGGCAAAUUUCUGAGAGGUGAGGGAGUGGAUUGAACCUCCCCCAGGAACCAGACAGGGUAUUUCAUGUUGGGUUCUCGGGUGUUGUUUUUGGGUUUAGAGAGUCUGCUGCAUGAAGAAGAGAUAUUUGGUCCAGUGACGUGUGUUGUCCCCUUUGAUAGCGAAGAGGAAGUGAUUCAAAGAGCCAACAGCGUUAAAUACGGGCUGGCCGCGACGGUGUGGUCAAGCAACGUGGGGCGUGUCCACCGGGGGCAAAGAGGUUUACAGGCAGGCUUGGUCUGGACAGAAUAAUGUAUGUGGGAUGGAGGAGAGCUGAACCUGCCUUUCGGGGGGAUGAAGAGUUCUGGGGUGGGCAGAGAAGGAGUCAAAGACUCUUACGAAUUCUUUACUGAAAUCAAAACCAUCACGGUUAAACACUGACCUUGGCCAAUGCACAAGCUGUUACAGUUGAUGCCUGGCUGCAGAGAAUCAGUCGUCCAAUGCGGUGAACAGAAAUCCUGGCAUAAACUCCAGCCACAUCUUGACUCAGCAGAAGCUUAUCUCUCUAGCUUAUCUCCGUAGUUAGUAGUUUUACCCGCAGGUGAAGAGAGACUGUCUCUCUUCAAUGAGGAUGCAAAGAGGAGAAGACUUCCGAAUAGGAAGGCACAACAAGGAAUCCAAGCAAACAGCAGGCUCUUCCUAGGCUGUGUUUUCAUACUAUUUUUUCCAUCAUUUUGAUUCAAUUCUUGGAAAUUCACAUUUCCAAGAUAACCACAAUUUUUUUUUUCAUUUGCAAGUAUAUGGUUAAAAAAAAUCUACGAAUCACUAUAAUUUCCUACUUUGGAGAGAUUGUCAAGAUGAUCUCCCUCUCCAUCAGCCACUAUAGCUAAUUGGUAAUUGAAGAGGCUGCACCUCCUUAUCCAAGGGGCCCAUGAAUGUUGACGAUAAAUGUUAUGUGAAUUUGUGGGAGAAGAUAUUUAUGGUAGGUCCUACUGAAUAACUCUGUAUAAGGACAAAUUAAAAUAAAAUAGCUACCACUUUUGGAGGAAACUUAGAACAAGGAGAGCUUGAUCUAGUCCUACUGUGGAGUCUAAUCAAUUCUAAUUCUUCAUGUAUGCAUCUCAUGAAACUUAAAAUUUACUAACCCUAAAGGAAGCAAUAAAUGUUAAGCAAUUUUAGUAACCAGUAUGACA
Molecule: messenger RNA, 2265 nt
Organism: Camelus dromedarius (Arabian camel)
Lineage: Eukaryota; Metazoa; Chordata; Mammalia; Artiodactyla; Camelidae
Gene: ALDH8A1
Product: aldehyde dehydrogenase 8 family member A1
Biological process (GO): retinoic acid metabolic process
Molecular function (GO): retinal dehydrogenase (NAD+) activity
Source: RefSeq, a predicted model, not a curated record